This is a messenger RNA of Brenthis ino (lesser marbled fritillary), 522 nucleotides long. The record is from the annotation of a GenBank genome assembly. Lineage: Eukaryota; Metazoa; Arthropoda; Insecta; Lepidoptera; Nymphalidae.
AUGAAUAUGAUCGUCGAACUCUGUUUAAUAUUACGGAUUGUUUUGAAUGAAAAUCAACACUACGUUUUCCAGGGAGGCUCAGUCCAUUCUUGCAAAGCAACAAAUGAUGUGAAAAAUAUGCAUACGCCAUCAACUAAAAUGUCUUCAAGCGAUUACAUUUCUACGCCCGACACAUGGGAGAGUAAUCCCGACUUAAAGUCACUGUGGGUUUAUCGGCCGCCUUCCAUACUGCCGCACCAGCCUGAUAUUGCAGCUUCCCAACACACUGUUCUGAAACCACGCCAUUUAAUAACAAAACUUGCUAAGCCUCUCUUUUAUGGAUUUGAUCCUUUUUUUGAAAGAAGAGCUUUUGAGCCAUUUGAAAGACGACAAAAACCUGUUUCACUAGUUGCUUUUAGAAAAAAUGGGAUAGAGCCUCGCCAAACGAUAAAUGUCCAGAAUAAAGAAUCAGCUGAAGUGGCUGAAAUACAGUCGUCCUUCAACGACAUUGGCAGUUUCUGGCAUGAUUUACCUGGAGUUCGU